Messenger RNA from Dothidotthia symphoricarpi CBS 119687, 3893 nucleotides. RefSeq lists its product as uncharacterized. The transcript has 3 exons. Bases 103 to 3804 code for a protein of 1233 amino acids. The record is from RefSeq and is a predicted model, not a curated record. Lineage: Eukaryota; Fungi; Ascomycota; Dothideomycetes; Pleosporales; Dothidotthiaceae.
GCCAUCUGAUACAGCCUGAUCACUUUCACUUCAUAGUUCGUGUAUAUUCUGUCUUGUAUUCGUUGUUGGUCUUUAUAGCGAGAGUUCGCUUACAUUCCCCGCAUGAGACUCUUGCAAAUUGACGCUGGCGGCAACCUCAGCCUGAUCGAACGCGAUGGAAAACAGGUCCCUCGCUACGCUAUUCUAUCGCACACUUGGGGUGCAGAUGGGGAAGAGGUCACGCUUAAAGAUCUGGCAGACGGUACGGGCCAAACAAAAGCCGGCUACCAGAAAAUCCGCUUCUGUGGCAAACAAGCUGCUGAGGAUGGACUGCACUACUUCUGGGUAGACACAUGCUGUAUUGACAAGUCUAGCAGCGCAGAACUUUCUGAAGCAAUUAACUCAAUGUUCCGCUGGUACUACAACGCAGACAAAUGCUAUGUAUAUCUCUCCGACGUUCCAGCAACCACUGCAUUCGACAGCAACGACCAAUCCUUCCAAAAGAGUAGAUGGUUCACUCGAGGAUGGACAUUGCAGGAGCUCAUCGCUCCAAAAUCUGUUGAGUUCUUCUCCAGUGAAGGACAACCGCUUGGUGACAAAAAUUCGCUUGUCCAAGAAAUUAGCACAAUCACACGCGUUCCCGUUACAGCUCUGCAAGGCAAGACUCUAUCACAGUUCAGCGUUGACGAGCGAAUGUCAUGGGCGGGAAACCGAGAGACAAAACGUGAGGAGGAUGCAGCUUACUGCCUGCUUGGUCUUUUUGACAUCCACAUGCCGCUUCUUUACGGUGAAGGGCAACGAAGAGCGUUAAAACGACUCCGGGACGAGGUUGAAGAUAGCAAAGGAUUGGACCGUAUCUUGAAAUGGCUGGCGCCUCCAGAAUUUGCAACGGUGUAUCACGAAUCCCUCAGCGAGCGCGAAGAUGACACAGGGCAGUGGAUAUUCGAUCAUCCGUUGUUUUGCGAAUGGCUCAAUGAGACGGAAUCAACAAUGGCUUUGGGACGACUUCGUUGGAUCCAUGGGCACCCUGGUGGAGGCAAAACUAUAUUGGCUGCUUCGGUGAUUCACCGUUUAUCGUCUCAACGGCAUGCUGCUUCUUCUGAACCCAACGUCUUUUACUUCUUCUUCCGCGACGAUACUUCGUUGCUCAGCAGACCUAUCUCAGCUUAUCGUUCGAUACUUUCUCAAUUCCUUCACCGGAACAGCGACAAACAGCCAAUAGUUGACAAAUUCUCCUCUGUCCUCGAUAAUGGACAGAAGCAGGUCGGUCAGUUAGUCUCGUCAGAACCCGAACUUAUUGAUCUUCUGCGGAUCUGCUUGAGCAGUCUUGAUCGCACGUACAUCAUCCUGGACGGCGUCGACGAGUGCAACAACACCAAAUCGUUGAUUAAAGUCAUUGAAUCACUUGGGAAGCUGUCAGCCGUGAGAAUUUUGAUUUUCAGCCGCCCCAAUGUUCACGGCCUGACACGGCUCAUCCCAGAGCAAGACCGCCUCGCUUUCGGUCAACAUGAGGUCAAUGAUGAUAUACGGCUUUACUUAAGUCGUAGCCUUGAGAGCAUGGCUCGCGAGCAUCGCCUGCAUCCUAAUGCCGAUUUGAACCAAUACGUCCAACACCUUGUCGUAGGAGCGGACAAGAUGUUCUUAUGGGCAAAGCUCAUGAUCUCAUACCUUCAGUCUCCGGCUUUAACAUGUUCAAUGAUAGAAAAACUGAUAUGGAAUAUUACAUUGCCAGAGGGACUUGAGAUCAUGUAUGAUCGAAUCUUUGACAUUAUCGGCCAAUCCCCGACGCACCAGCGGGAAUUAGCGACACGAAUUCUCUCUUGGGUUAUCUACAGCCGUCGAGAACUAUCAAUCAUCGAUCUACAAACGGUCGUUGCUUCUACACUAAACGAUGCAGAUGCCGUAUGCGAAGUAUGGCCCAACUUUGUCGAAGUAGUGCCUAUGGUCACUUGCGGACUCGUUACCUGUCAGAAAACUUAUGGGUCCUCGAACUUCAAUUUGAUACAUCUAUCUGCUUCUGAGUACAUCACGGAAUGGAAACCAUCCAGCUUACAACCCUCAUCUGUUGAUCUCCUGCGCCCUUCAAAAGUUACAGCGAAUUUGGUACUAGCCACAUCGUCUCUUCAGCUACUUCUGCGAGCUGGUCGUCGAGAACAACCCUCAAAUGGAUUGAACAGUGGAUUGCAUCAUCAGCCAAUGGUCGCAUACGCCGCUCGGCAUUGGAUAAGUCAUUUAGACUCAUCCAUCAUAACAAACCCCGACACCAUAUGGGACCACGGCAGACUCUGUAAAAGUUUCAAGGAGCUGCAGAAGUCUCUGUCCAGUUUCCUGACGAGUUCCAAAGUGGUAGCAACUUUUGUUGACGUGUUCUACCAAGCUGAAUAUCUUGGACAUGAACUUCGUGUUCAAUCUCCUCUGAAUCGGAAGCUUCGAACUGUUCUGGAAUGGACAGAAUGGGUCCAAACAUCGACAUUUCUUGACUCUUCAUCCCAAGAGCUUCAAUCGACUCUGACCAUGAUACGAGCAUUCUGUAACGAGAUGAUGACUUUUGUUGAUCAAUGGGAAUCCAAACUUGUUAACAAUCCAAGUCCAGUCUGGAGCGAUGCACUUAUAUUUCGUUCAACUCGAUUCCUGCCCCAAAGCGAUCUCACCAGCACAACAUCUUUUGCUCCGAGGAAGGUGAAGAUAGCAGGCGUAAGCUCUCGACCCUUAUGCCAUAUCUCUGUUACUUCCAAGGACACAGACGUGUUAGGGGUGUUAAGUAUCUGGCCCUCCGAACGCUAUGAGAAGUUCUGGCGCAACCUCGACCCCUACGCAGCAUACUCUCAAGUCGAAACCUUCUGCAAUGAUUGGACAGCUCAUUAUGAGCUGUGGUCUACUGAUGGUUCCAAGCAGCUCAUUUUCAAGGUCACUAUACCCUUGGAGGCCUUCGAAGUCGCUUUACAGAUGAGGCAAGGGUUUCGCCACGAACACGACGUGUCCUGGAAGACAUCUUUUCCCACUACGAUUAGCCCAGAUGGGCUGACUCUUUCAGUCCUGAGGACUCUGUACCAGUUCUCAAGAUCUUCGCUUGGAUCGGAGCCGGCAUGGAAAAAGACGGUUCUUCCUUUGCACUCAAUAGAUUGCAUGAGACAAAAGUGGGGCAACGACCUUGAGGUCUUCGAUCCAAACAACUCGUUCGUUAAGAAUCUGCCAACAUCGUUGCGACUACUGUCUCGUGAUUGGUAUACAUAUACCAUAACAUUCAGUCCAGAUUGCCGGUACCUCCUGUUCUCGGAUCACCAAGUGCCUUUCAAACGUAACCUUAUACUGUUCGGAAAUCUCAAUAAUGGCAGGUCUCAACCAGAUAUACUUUCUUUGACAGUUCUGAAUACCGCAAAGGCUGAACUUCGGCUCACGAUCUUUCAUCCUACAUCACCACUCAUCGCAUUUGUCUGUAGCCAAUCCGCAUGGAUCUGGAAUUUUGGAGUAGAAGCUAGCUCAUCUCUCUCCAGAAUCCAUUUUCGACCCGAGGCUCCGGAAACACUCAAUGCGUCACUGUCCCAAGUCUCCGGACACAUGGCCGCGGAAAUACCACUUGAUUCCAAAAUCAUCGCCAUGAGCUUCUCAUUGUGUGGUAAAUAUAUCUCGAUCACCUUAGAGCAUGGGUCGGUAGUGGUUCCGCUCAAUGCGGAGGACCUUGCUACCAAUUCUGAGAAAGCCGGAUCCUCCCAGGACACGCAGAUGGAACACUUGAGUAACAUUGACCAAGGAUCAAGGCCAGCGCCUAUAACAAUUAAAGCAAUAUUACAUCCAACAGCCUCUCAGGAGGUCGUGAGACUAUAGUGAUGUGCAAAACACCUUCGUAUAACGUAACUUGCGUAGUAGCUAAUUAGGCAGUUCUCUAGAUUUAAGCUAUUAUACAAAUUUAUUAG